AUGUCUUUCGUCUCCUCUAAUCGCUUCGUAGCAGUCAUUCUCGUCAUUGGGCUCGCAACGGUUUGUUACUCAGUCCCCGGUCUUCUACAACAAGUCAAAGAUGCUGCACGAGCACCCGAACCCGAUCCCCCGCCGCCACGCAAACGCCUUCAAAAGGAUUCUGAGAACUCUUUAAAGAUCGGAACUCUACGUACUCUAGCGGAUGGAUACAAUUACGAGCUGCGUACCUCGGCGUUGAAGAUCGUGAACAGUCGUACCGUUCAUUCUCGAGCCAAGGACCUUUUACUCCGCGACUUGGCCAGCAAGGACUACGAGCGGCGCGACAAAGCGAUCAACGCGUUACUGUUGUUGCUGAAACAGCAGCAUACCCACAGUAGGAGGAGCAGCCUGCUCGCGGAGUUUGAUAUCUCCAAACGCCUCAAGGCUACCGUGCAGGCCUUGAUCAACGUCUUGCCGUUGCACGAACCCCUCGGCCAUGAGGAAAAGGGUCUCCCACAGUCGCCUAUCUUACCUCCGAGUCGACCGGCUCAGGAAGAGUCGUUACUGGUGAUCUUGAAUUAUAUGCUCACAGAAGAGACCUCUGGAAACGUGAUGGACGAACCGCCCAUCUACAGCGCACUCGCGGCAGGACUCGUCACGAAGUGGUUGGUAAAAUACCCUUUUCCGUGUGCUCUGCCAGAGAACCAGGGGUACAACUUCAAGCGUUCGGACGUUGCGCGGCUCUUCGAGCGCUCUGCAUGGAAGAGCGAUGAUCACCUCAUGGCUGGCAUUAUCUUCCAGGUUGUCCACCAUCCACGGGGCCGCAAGCAGAUGCGCGAAGCCGGUCUGCAGGCGAGCAGCUACAGGGAGAAUCUAGCUAAUGAUAGCUGGAACAAUGCUUGGGUCACCGAGCGCUGGGAUCAAGAUGAUAGUGAUGACGACGACGACGUUGUCAUGGUUGGAGGGGAGGACACUGCGGGCCAAGUCAGAGACGACGUGACGGACUGGGACGGUACGGUACUCCCAAUUUCAUCGGCUACAAGGCAACGGUCAGUGGAAAGAAGUCUGGAAGAAGAGCACCUGAGACGAAGACAUCGAGAGGCAAUCGUCGUCGCCGAGCGAGGUACUCCCUUGAGUAGAGAGAAUAUCCUGCAACGCGCCGACAGUAGGGUUCUCAGGCCUAUGAACGGCGUGAGUGAGGUUGAGGGAGACUUGAAUGGUUUGUUGGGCCUGUCUGCGAAUAAUGACAGCGAUGGUUCAGUGAGCCCUCAGGAAUCGCGCUCGGAGUCUCAUGGUUUCCUGCCGACUAGAGCAUCCGCCAACGAUGCCACAUCAGACAAUUCAACCCCGGACGAUUGA
Molecule: messenger RNA, 1338 nt
Organism: Exophiala spinifera
Lineage: Eukaryota; Fungi; Ascomycota; Eurotiomycetes; Chaetothyriales; Herpotrichiellaceae
Exons: 1
Coding region: 1-1338 (445 amino acids)
Source: RefSeq, a predicted model, not a curated record